UCUCCAAUCUUCGCCUCUGACUUUUUACCAUACACAACUCUGAUGUACGGGAACGGUCCAGGACACAAAAUCACCAACAACAAGCGUCCAGACAUACGCAAAGUUGACACUGCCGAUAAGGAUUAUAUCCAGCAGUCGGCCGUCCCGCUAGACUCGGAGACCCACGGGGGUGAGGAUGUGGCGGUGUUCGCCCGCGGGCCCAUGGCGCAUCUCUUCCAAGGCGUUUAUGAGCAGAACUACAUCCCACACGCCAUGGCCUAUGCCGCAUGCAUUGGGGAAAAUCAGCAACACUGCGCUAUUACUGCAAAACCAGACAAUCCAGACACAUCCACUGACUCAGGGAAACUCUGCCCAAAACAUGCCUGUCUACACCUGGACCAUACUGAUGAUUAGCGCACUGAUGAGGAUUUUACUGCACUGAGAGACAUAACGCUCAUUUUACAGCUCCUCUACAGUUAAAUUGUUGAGUUUGACCUUUUUUUAUGUAUUCAGAGGAUGGCUGGAGCACGUUUAGCCUAGCUUAGCUUAGCAUAAAUCAUUGAAUCAGAUUAAACCAUUAGCAUCUCGUUCAAAAAUUAAAAUUGAUUUGAUAAUAUUCAUAUCAGGUGGCAUGGUGGCUCAGUGGUUAGCACUGUGGCCUCACAGCAAGAAGGUCGCUGGUUCGGGUCCCAGCUGGGUCAGUUGGCAUUUGGCAUAAGCAGAAUAGACGAAUAAACAGCUACUCUCACUGACAGUAUUUACACGACGUAUUGACUUGAAGCUAAUCCACGAAUCACAGCACAUUAUGUUAGCUGACCAAUCAGAGCCUCUUGAGGGCGGGUCUUUUGGAGGAACUAGGAAAUAUGACAGUGGUUUUCGUGUUAGCUGAGUAGCUGUAUAUAAUCAAAGUAAGGUAAAUGGAAAAAAUAACAUGAUGUUUUACAAGUGAAGCACGAGAACACACUGCUUUGCAUCUUAUUAACACAACCAAGCCUUGAAAAUACACUGAGGACCACCCCUUUAAAUACUGUUAGCAGUGUAUUGAUAUGAUCUCGCUCAGGUGCACAGAUAAAUGAUGCUGAAAUUAAAUAUAGAUAUAGUUUCCAGCUGUGUUCUGAAGGGCUGACAGCUGUUUGUUCUUCCAGUUUGAUCUCCGCAUGUCUGAUGGGCUCAGCUAAUUAAAGACAGCUCUGUGGGUGGAGCACAUUUGAUGUCAUUAUUACACACACACACACGGUCAUAAAUAAUAAAUCACACCCAAAGACUGGUUAUUUUUAGCGUAAGUCAUUAAUGCAGCAGGUUGAACAUCUGCUGCACGUCUAAUCCAGCAUCAGAAGAGUGUGUUUCAAUUAAAAUUGUGUCGAUUAUUGUUUAAA
Messenger RNA from Danio aesculapii, 1355 nucleotides. RefSeq names its product alkaline phosphatase, tissue-nonspecific isozyme-like. Lineage: Eukaryota; Metazoa; Chordata; Actinopteri; Cypriniformes; Danionidae. Bases 43 to 393 code for a protein of 116 amino acids. Gene Ontology annotation, biological process: dephosphorylation. The transcript is spliced from 2 exons. The record is from RefSeq and is a predicted model, not a curated record. Gene Ontology annotation, molecular function: alkaline phosphatase activity. Gene Ontology annotation, cellular component: plasma membrane.